UAUUUAAUUAGACGUGAAUUCGAUUCAUAAGUAUAUGUUUAAUACAACACAAAGUGUCUAUGUAUAAUACAUGUAUGUUAGAAACUGAGACCUUUAUUUUGAAAAUUAUGACCUCACAAGGAAAUAACUACGCAAGACUUGUAAACAGAAGGGAAGCGACAUUGGCCCUGAAAGUCCAUGGGUGUCCACGGUCUGACCACCUUCGUGGAGGACAAGAGAAACUUGCUCCAAGAUGUAAAGUUCAGGAACAGUCGCCUGGUCAUUGACGGCUGCAGUCUCUAUUUCCGCCUGUACUUUAACCAGCGGUUGGACCAGCAGCACGGGGGGGACUAUGAUGCCUUUGCUGGCUUGCUCACCCAGUUCUUCUCUGCGUUGGCGGCCUGUAGCAUCGAGCCAUAUGUAGUUCUGGAUGGAGGCAUUGACCCAAGUGAUAAGAAGUUUCCCACCCUGCGUCAGCGACUGCAGUCCAAGAUAAAGGAGGCAGACAGUCUCUCCCGUGGUCGCAAUGGCUCCGUUCUGCCCAUCCUCACAAGAGAUGUUUUCAUUCAGGUCCUCAUGCAGAGAGGAGUCCCACUGGUCCAGUGUCCAGCUGAGGCUGACUGGGAAAUUGCAUGUCUGGCUCGCCAGUGGAACUGCCCGGUUCUGACCAAUGACAGUGAUUUUUACAUCUUUGACCUGCCAGGUGGUUACCUGCCGCUUAACUUUUUCCACUGGAACAACAUUAACGGGAAAGCCACUGACCGCUACAUCUCGGCCCGCUGCUACACCACUAACGGGCUGUGCCGCCGGUUCGGCGGCAUGAACAAGGAGUUGCUGCCCUUAUUUGCCGUCCUGGCUGGUAAUGAUUACGGCACUCCAAAAGUUGCAGAGAAAAUCCUCGAUCUUCUAGAUGUGAGUGCGUCAAGGAGAGGUGGCGGCAAAGGCAGAGCGCCCACUUCCCGCAUUGAGGGCUUCCUCCUCUGGCUGUCCUCGUUUUCAAAUCCGGCGGACGCACUGGAGGAAGUGAGCAUGCUCAUGGGGGAGGACGGUGGUAACCGAGGACAGACGGGUGGGUUGAGUUCACAGCUGUGGGCGGGCAUGCAGGAGUACCACAUCGCCCCUCAGAGCCUUUUGGCUCGCUGGUUCGCAGAAGGUAAGGCCGCCCCUAGAGGGCAGGCGCCUUGGCUGCCGGGGUGCUUGUCGCUGGCUGCAGCCCAGGGACUGUUGGCUCCCUUGGUGGUAGAUGCGGCGGUGAUGCACAGGGUCCUGCUCAUUCCGCAGGUGGAGAACAGCAGGCUAGCCAGCAGCCAUUGUAGUGCCGGCGCCAUACGGCAGGCGAUAUAUGGGAUACUGCUGCAGAGAGGCCAGGACGUCCAGGGACCGGACGGGAGGGCACAAGAAAACGUUAGUCGUGGUAUGAGAGGAGGGCGAGGAGGAAGGGGGCGGGGAGGUGUUCAUGUUGCCGGAGGGAGGAGUCAGGUUAGUAUUUUACCAGCACAGCAGGGUGCCCCAAUGUGUGUGGAGGAGUACGACCGCAUGGAUCUGAACUUAAGGAAAAUUAAUGUUGAGGCACAUCCGCCAAGAACUCCCUUACGUCUAGGCACACUGGGCCAGGCUCCUGUGGAAGUUCGUCUCGGUGUCCUGUUAGAGGUCCUGGGUUUGACGGAGUCGGCCGUGGCUCCUGUUCCUCUCCAUCUGAGGCUGGCCGUGGCAGUGACGGCCUUCUGGCUGCGAGAGGCCAAACCGACCCCCUCAAAGCCCCAGCUGCAGGCUUUGGUGCUGGGCAUGGUUUACGGAGAGCUGUCCCUGAGCCACCAGCCUGGAGCCACCCACUACCAGCAUACCGUCCCACAGCCAAACUGGGCUGCAGAGCGCAGCGCGUGGGCGGGACUGGACCGACAACGCGUGAGGCCAGGGGAGAGGCGGGGCUUCGACAUCGGAGUGGCUCACAGCUUCAGCCAAUGGCAGGCCUGCCUCUGGAGUGCACUGUGUCUCAAUCAGCUAUUGCUGCGGCCACUUCCUGAACCCCACCUCUCAUGGUUGUUCAGUGGCACCUUGGUGCACGGCCUCCUCGGGUACCUGAAAGGAGGCCGGGCUGCUGAAUCUCUCCUCGUCGAGGGUUCAACGUCCGGAUCUCUCUACGCGUUGCUGCUGGACACCGUGAGGAGCUGCAGCUCCAGGACCAACCCCCCCCCUUCGGCAGCGGGGAGAGGGAGGAGAGGCGGAGGUCGGGGAAGGAGGGGAAGAGGAAGAGGGGGAGGUGGAAGAGGAGGAAGGGAGAGGGGGAUCGAGGAGAUAAACAAUCGGUUUGCACUCCUGAUGAGCGACGAAGAGUUUGACUAUUGAUGAAGAGGCAGAGAAAAUGAAAGUGUUCAAUGUGAAGCACUUGGGUCCAAAUGAGGGAGGACAUUCCAGUGUUUUAUCAAACACACAAAUAGUUAUUUCACAAGAGAACAAAACAUGUUAAUGUUGAAUACCCUGCUUCUGUCUAUGUUGCACUAAUUCAAGACUAAUCAAUGAAUCAAUCUUCUAUUAUUGUCCCAAAGGAGGUUGUGUCGGGCAACAUGUCCGUUUUUUGCAACGCAAACUAUAGACAUAUUUUAACUCGCUGAGUAAGGUCACCAUAUUUUAUGCAUUUUUUAUCCGCUAUUUGUAUUCAGUCAGGUCAACACAACAUUUUAAAAGGUGAAUGCAGAGGAGUCCUAUUUUAUCAGCUCUGUUGCAAAAAGAGGGAAAGUUGAAUGGCAGCUUGUAUCCU
Molecule: messenger RNA, 2737 nt
Organism: Pungitius pungitius (ninespine stickleback)
Lineage: Eukaryota; Metazoa; Chordata; Actinopteri; Perciformes; Gasterosteidae
Gene: aste1b
Product: asteroid homolog 1b
Exons: 7
Coding region: 178-2325 (715 amino acids)
Molecular function (GO): nuclease activity
Source: RefSeq, a predicted model, not a curated record